AUUUGACUCAACCCGACGCGUACAUAGGGUGGGACUGAUUAUAGACAGCAUCUGUGCGAAAAUAAUUCCACAACGGACAGUACAAGAUGAUUUGCUUCAGCGUUUUAUUUGCCUUCGGUAAGUCAAUUCACCUUUGCAAUCAAUUUUCAGAUUAUUAUUAUUGGCCUUUGGUAGGUUUAUUUGGUAGCAAGUCAGUUCGAUCGAAGGUCGUUUCGAUCGAAACCAAAAGUCAGUUCCAUCGAAGACAAGAGUCAGUUCGAUCGAAGAGUAAUUGACUAUAAAAACUACAGUUUUGCAAGCGUAUAGAUAAUAAUAAAAGUUCUUGUGUUGUGUAAUGAUUGCGCAAUGUAAUAUGCGCGACGCGGAAACGCGGUUUUAAAUUGAUCUCUUUUGUCGCUACUUCCCGGCUCGCUCUUUUUUCUUUUCUUUCUCGGCGUUCCUUAUCGGCAAUGCUCAAUGAGCUAUUCGCUAUAACGUGCGUACACUGAAACACGGGGUUUAAGAAUUUAUUACUUUUGCUCGCGCGAUCGGAGUAAAAUCGCUAAGAGUCUUACUCGACCCGUCGGUGCGAAUAUAGUGAGUUUCUCCCAGAACGAGAGUGGUUUUGCCCAGAAGAAGAGGAAGUAACUAACUGAAAGGAAUUUUUUUCCAUCUUGCCAAAAAAAUGUUAAACUUUCAUUUGUCCAUAGACCUUGAAAAGAAAAUUAGUUUUUAUGUUGGGGUAUGUUCAGAACGGUAAACGAACGAACGUUGGGUAAUGAGAAAACGUCGACUUCUCUUGAGACCAUGAUGAAACGAACAAGUUGUCACUUUCACUUAGAACCAGAUUUGAUAAAUAGUAAGUUCAUUACAAUUAAGGAAUAGUUACAGUCUUCGAUCGAACUGACUCUUGUCUUCGAUCGAAUCGACUUUUAUCGAUCGAAACGACCUUCGAUCGAAACAACCUUCGAUCGAACUGACUUGCAUUCGUUAAUUCACCUUUGCCAACAACUUUCAGAGUAUCCGUUAUCGUGUCGCGUUUUCCCAGGUUGAGCAUAUGAUUCAAACACGGAGAGGCUAUCACUACGUGCAAGCCAAUAGGCAAUGUGAUAUUUGUUUCAUCCGUUUAUGUAAUGAUGUUGACUUCUUUACAGUCUCUUCGAUGAUUUCAUUAGUUCUGAUGAAUUUGUUUCUAAUUUUCUACUCAUUUUUUAGUUUUCUUAAGCAGAUUAGUAUAAUGUGCAUCGCCCUGAAGCGUGAAACUUGUAUGUUUACCAAACUCGCUCGCUGUGUACUUCACUCGAAAUAUUGGCAAAGUUCAUGUUGUUAAUCCACCAGAAUUUCAACAUUUUUUUUUGUUGUUGACAAACUUUCUCAGACCUUUCUUAGAGCAGUCGAGAUUUCGCGAAUCGGAGUAAUUCUUCUCUUUUGUUUUUGGUAAGUGAUGUCGAAGGAACGAAUCUUAAACUCGCAUGUUUGGAGAAUCAUCACUCUCCGUUUUUACUUCAAUUUAUUUGAAACAUGUAUGUACUUCAUUUUCUACAAAAUGUCACCAUCUCGGGUUUACAAAUUGUUGGUGAAUUAACUGAAAUAAGCUACAAAAUGUCACUGUCUUAUCUACAAACUGUUAGUGAAACUGGAAUGAUGGUACUUUUGCAAAGCUUAGAGCAUAUUUUUUCUAAGAAUCCUCGUGCGUCACUUCUUUCCGCGAAGAGUGAAAAUUGAAACUGGCUUCUUAUACACCUCGUGAUGGAUUUCAUUUCUAUCUGUUUCUCAGGAAGUAAGAAUCUUCAAAAUAAGUGGCUUCAUAAUUUUUCAAGGCAGAAUUCUCGUCCAACGAAGGGUCAAUAAAUGCAGUACUCACUCGGAAAGGGGCAUUACAUCGUUCUGAAACAACGUGACAAUUGUAUUUUCUCGGGAAAAGUCUCUUGCUAAAGUGACAAGAUCCCCUGUUCACAAGGGGAGACAACACUCGAAGAGGAAGGGAAACGAGUCAAUCUGUGCAGAGGAGAACUGAGUCAGUUUUGUUAAUUCAGUUAACUGAACCAGUCAGGUCGCCCUAAAGCCAUCUCUCCUGUAGUUUUGUCGCCCAGAAUUAAAGUUAUUUCACCCGAGAAUUUAGAUCAGGCUUACCGACUUAAAUUUGGCAAGAAAGUUGAGAAAUCUCUAUCACUUAAGUUGCGCUUUCCGUUUCUGAUAACAAACAACCUUUGUUUUAUAUGAAACCAAAGAAUCAAAGGUUUUCAUUGAACGCGACCUUAAUAUCGCGUGAUCUACGAAGACUUGAUCCACACAGGAACGAUCAGAAUUCAUACGAGAUAGAAUUACAUAUACAUGAGAACGCUUGUCAGAUUAUGUUUAGCCUGCAACUCAGGUGUCUUAUUAGGGCACAUGAAAGCUACAAGCUGGCUAAAUUAUGAGCCAAGUCGCAUUAGAGCGAAUUAAGAGCUAAUGUCGGCUUGAAUCAAACAAACAGCGGCAAGUCAGCCAGAUUUAUUUUCCCUCCUACUUUUUUUUUGUAGCCCAAUAUGUUCUAAUGAUUGUAGUGUAGUUUUUCUUGUAAAAAUAUAUUUUAGUUUUCGAGAAAUAAUUUUUUUCGUGCGACCGCUCAAAUAUACAAAUUUUCACAGUGUGACCUCAUGUGUGACCUCAUGUGACGAAUGUACCAGACCUAUGGUAUUUCUGUGAACAUAAGCCUUUGUUUCAUCAUCUAAACUUAAUCCCCUGUCGUUAUUGAAGCUGACAAAGAAAUAUUUAUUUUUGGUGAAAAUAUUUGUCCGACAUACUUUUCAUAAGUCGAAAAGUAGCAUCCAAAGAAAGACAGUUUUAACAAUGACCGAUAUGACACGAUCUACUGAGCUUCAAGCUUUCAUAAGACAAAAGGAUGGUUAUAAAGUUACUAUAAAAAUUUCCUUGUGUAUUUGUGUUGUUCUAUCUUGAGACGAACUCAAAGUCCGGCAAAAUUUACUUGAUAGCGACUAUGAAAUGUACAUGGUGCGCCUAUUUAUCGCCACCGUUAACUGGCAUAAAUCUCUACAAUUUGCAAAAAGAUCUAACAUAACACUCUUAUCUUGUUUAUUUAUGAUUUUAUUAGCUGUUUCGAUGAUCACGUUAAUUAUGCUCUAGCACAUUCUAGCCAGAUUUGAGUUCCUGUUUAUAUAUCUUCUCUAACUCAUUAUGUCAGAUCACGCGAUAUUAAGGUCGCGUUUAAUGAAAACCUUUGAUUCUUUGGUUUCAUAUGAAACAAACAAAGGUUGUUUGUUAUCAGAAGCGGAAACCGCAACUACGCAAUAACGACAGGUGAUUAAGUUUAGAUGAUAAAACAAAGGAUUAUGUUCACAGAAAUACCGUAGGUCUAGUACAUUCGUUACAUGAUAUGCAACCCGGGUAAUAUUCACGCUGAAAAUUUGCAUAUUUGAGCGGUCGAAUGAAAAAAGUCGUUUCUCGAAACUAAAAUAUAUUUUCGCAAAAAAAAAAACUACACCACAAUUAUAAGAACAUACUGGGCUACAAAAUAUGAAAGUAGGAGAGAAAACGAAUUUUUGGGCGACUUGCCAAAAUAUUUCAAAUUUGUACGACGGAUACUGACAUCCUCUCUUAAAAUAUUAUCCAAUUUUUCACGAGAAAAAAAUUAGGAAAAUUUUGGCAUUUUCCAAAUUUGUUCGGCAGUCCCAUCAAACUAGUGUUCUUUGACGAAAAGGUUACUGAUUGAUUCAUACGUUAAGCACAAACCCAUCUCUCUCUAAGGUCUCGGUAGGUUCUCAGGAAAUUUAAUGUAGUCAUCCCAAAGUUCAUAGAGAGAGCCAACCACAUCCUGCGCAGCUUCUAUGACGGCAGACUUUCCAACAUUGAAAGUUUGGCCAAUCUUUAGAUGAGAGUUUCCAUGAGCUAAAAGAUACAAUCCAAUGGCAAGUAUUUUUGCUGGAGAUAUCAACCGUAUCGAAGGUAGCUCUAUUCAUUCUAAGCCGCUGCCGGAAAAAGUUCUAUGGGAUAGUGCGAUCGUUGUAGUGUAUCUCAAACCACAAUCCGUUCGGAAGUGAAGGUGACUAUGCAUAUGGCGCUCGUCGCAGCCGACGAUUUCGUUUUCGCAAGUGGGCAGCUGCAAGAAAUUAUCUGUUGCGCUCAUUUAACCAUCUUUCAGUCAGGGAGACAAAAGGCAACAACUAGGUCCGCUGACGCUUAAUAACAAGCAACAACAGAUGUACGGUCGUUAUGCAAAUCUCCCUGUUCAGCAUGGCAACUGUUGUGACUAGACACAAUUCCCCCCCUAAAAUUUUCCCCGUGUGAUUGACGUUUGCAUUUUCACUUGUUAAAGGCUCAAUUUCAUUUUCAUUUCCGGUCUGAUGUAAAUUGAUUUUCCAGCCGAUUUUAUCCAAGCCAAAAUAAAAAUUGGCCUGUAAUGCGACUCAGCCCAACACUGCGUAUGAUAUUUCAAAUUCACCAAAAUAUCAUGAGUGACGAUAUUCAUUGUUAUACCUUGAGAGAAAAUUUUACAAACCGGCUGGGCUCUUGAUACCGUAUGAUAGUGUGGAAGCUAAAAAAAACCGCAAACCUGCGAAGCUAUCAAUUUGCUAUUCAAACAUCAGAGGACUGUUUACGUGGUUACGUAGCCUUAACUAAACUCGUGGAGGGAGGGAGGAAGGAGUGGGGGGUUGGGAAUGUUGGGACUGGGAGAAUUUGAGAGAGUCAUGUCAACGCGAGAAGCUAGAGAGGGCUUGUAGGACCUUCUCGAAUUCUCCCAGACAACAUAUUCAAUAAUUAAGUUCAACUGUUCGGCCGUGGUGGGAAAAUCUGAGAUCUGGGCAUAGCUGUAAUGGCCGUGUUACGUACACGUUGACAUCAUUCUAGUUAAUACGUAGAUUGAUGAAUUCAAUCAAAUAACUUUAAUUUGAUUUUUGUUUUCGCUUUUUUAAAGUUUUUCUCGUUGGAAACGAUGCUGCCCUUCCUAACGUGGGCUCUUGUACUUUCAUGGAGCACUACUGCAGCGCUCGUAAAUGCAGCACUGCUUUUAUUAAAAUUUUUCAAAAAGACCCAAAAGCAAAUUGUGGGUAAGUACAUUUGAAGAGCGAACAUUCUUAAGGACAUAGGUAUGCUAAAUAUUGUUUGCUACAAAUCUGUUGGGCAACAAUUAGCAUUUUCCUCAUAUUUAUUGUUGCUGUCAUUCAUAAUUAUUCACAGAACUUCAUAGCCAGGUCGCAUUCGCUUCUGUAGUUUCUAAUUGCCUAUUCCUUCCCCAUCCUGAUUUCUUUUAGUUGGUUAUUGCCUUUUGUUAGUUUUUCUCUUAUCUUCAGCUGUUUUUCUUUUCUUUUUUUCUUAUAAAGGUCAGUGUACUGCCCCACAUAAAAUACAUCAAAAGAUCGCAAUUUGAUUCGACUGUUUGACCAUAAUAGUUUUUAUCUUCUUGGUAUUACAGUGCGGAGCUUAGCAAACUGAAGAAUUGUGUUGUCGACGUGAUGAUGGUCUGCAUGGGAGAUUCACUGCAAGAAAGUCAGGUCAGAGAUAUCGUUGACAUGACCUUCACGGAAAAACAGCAGUGUCUGGAUGGUUCUAUGGAAAUUCCCACCAUGCCGCCAACCAGCGGAUCAAUUUGUUCAGCAUCAUUUAGCAGUAAUGCAGACACUUGCGUUCGAUCCUUUCACCAAAAAUUUGCCAAGGACAAAUCAGAUCCCGCUCUUUGCUCGUAAGUUUAACGAAUGUGCAUUUUAAAUAUUUAAUUGAAGGGGGAAGGGAAGGGAGGUGUGCGGACCAAAAGAGCUCGAUACUCGUUGUUACAGCUUUUCUAUGCACAUGCGGUGAUAAGGUUCGUUUAACGUGAAAAAAGGCUUUAAAAGAGGUGGGGAGGGUUAUGGGCAGUGACCCAGUGAAAACGAUCAUUUCCAUUAAGGUGCCAGCGCACCAAACAGUAUAUCACUAUUGUGUUCUUUAGAGGACUUUCGUUUUUUAUUUAUUUCAUUUGAUUUUAUUUUAUAGUGAACGUUGUGAAUUUUUUUUUCUAUUUUUUUUAAGGGAAAAUGCCAAAGCAAAGAGGUGUUUAAAGAACCUGAUAGAUUUCGACUGCAACUUCCCCGCCCUGGCCAAGGAAGCGCUAGAAUUGGCUUACAGUGACUACAAUCCUUUCUGCGCAAACAAUCGGGAUCCUGGGGCCACCGGAAAUGAUCAGUGCGAUGGCGUGCAGGAUAAGAGUGGUGAUGCAUUGAAAUAUUUCAAUGCAGCCGCUGGAAUCAAGUCCGGUGUACUGCAGACGCUGAUGUUUGCUUCCUUUUUUUUGCUUUUGUUUUUUAAAGUUUAGAAGGCUUUAGCCCCUGGUUUGUCUUGAGUUACAGAAUAGUUUCUAGACUUAGAAAGUUUAAAAUGACACAUGACACUUGUAAGAGGCGUGUUUCAAUAAAUUGUUUGCAUUAAUUUUUUUUGUUUUUUUGUCUUUCGUUCUUCAAGGAAUACUUCGUCAUUUAUAGGUCGGGGCUCUAGCCUGACAG
Molecule: messenger RNA, 6455 nt
Organism: Pocillopora meandrina
Lineage: Eukaryota; Metazoa; Cnidaria; Anthozoa; Scleractinia; Pocilloporidae
Source: the annotation of a GenBank genome assembly